GAAGUUUUUGGAAAAAUAAUGAUGGAGGAAACUGAAAGGUACAGACGCUGUAUCUUAUCUUAUCUGCAGGAGUACAGGCAGCAACGUUUCUUGCGCAUGUAUCCCUCGUGCAUGGUCUUCGUUCCUUGGAUAUCUUUAUGGGCUUUUAUAUAUGAUUGACUUCUCUUUAACAGUUUGUUGUAGUGUAACAUAAUUUUUCAAAGACAUGUCUUCUUUCCCUAGAUCAUCCGAAAAUUCAACUGUGGACGCAAAACAGAUCGGGUGCAGUUUUGCUAAGUCGUGGACAGCGACAUCUAACGAUAAAGUGAGUGCUUUGUAAUGAUACAAAAUAACUUAAUGUUUGCCUUUUUGCCUGAUGGCUAAGUUUAGUGCAUUAAUAAUCGGACUUAUUGUGUUUCAAAUAAAUUUGGUUUGUUGUACGUGUGUUGAAAUAUUCUACAUGGAUAUUUUGGAGCAAGAAACGCGCCCCCUUUUUUAUAUUUUAUUGUGUGACAUAUAUACGCGCCGCUCAAUUCCCCCCGGGCAACCUCCGUGGCAUUUGACUAUUUAAGACAGGCUUCUUGACUGUGAAAUACCCUUCACAAAAAAGAAAUGUUUAAAUUGUGAAUUUUGGUGACAUUCUGCUUUUUUGCAAGUCUAACUAUUUCAAUUUCAUUUGAGAAAUCUCAAAAUAUUUAAACUGAUUGUUUUCAUGCUACACUAUUUGAAUGCUCUAUCCACUAUUUGUUAACAUUAGUGUAUAAAAUCUGUUUGAUCUCCCCUCACAAGAGAGGCCUUGGAUUGCACUAGCCUGAGUAAACAGUUGACAUUUUGCAACGCCACCACCAGUUUCCCCGCAAAAUCAUGUCUGAGGAACAGGCAAAGAAAUUCCGUACUGAUAACACGUCACUACUCAGAUCAGGGUAGUACUUGCUUCUGAUUGGUCGUGCCGUAUGAGGAAUUUGCUCCAAACAACAGAAGCACUACCCAGAUCUGGGUAGUGAUGCCUCAUCAGUAUGGAAUUUCUGUGCUUGUUACUCAGACAUCAUUUCGUGAGGGAACCAGUGGUGGCAUUGCAAAAUGUCAGCUGUUUUCAUAGGCUAGGAUUGCACCAGUGGGCAUCAAAAGCCACUUAAAAGUUUUAGAGGAGAUCCCCCCCUCCCCUCGGACAUCCACCUCCAUAGCCUCUCUGACAUCAGAUACUGACACUGAAGGCCCUUGAAUCAUCUGGCUGAAUGGAUACCUCAGUUGGCUAAUUUUCUCCCUUAGCUUCAUGCCUGCUAUGCAUGUCUCAUUGUUCAGUUAGAACUAAGAUUUACAGUAAUGAGCUGCAACCUGUUAGCUUUUUCAAGAAGAAAUCACAGUUUUCUCUUCAAUAUUUUUUUAUAGGAUAAAUCAGAAGGAGUAACAGUAUCAGAGACCUUUCACAAUUAUUCUAACAUGUAAGUUUGGAUCAGUAUAUCCUGUAGGUCAAAAUGAAAGUAAUGUUAGAGUUUGAUUCUCAGUUUCCAUUGUUUCAUAACCUUAAUACAGUUGAACCUCCAUGUGCGACCACUUCUCAUAAGACCACCUCCCAUAAGCAACCGCCAGUCCAAAACACCACAAUUUUCCCAGUCAAAGCCUUACAGUUGGAACCUCUAGUAAAUGACCACCUCCUGUAAGCGACCACGACCAGCUUUUGGGCGUUAUGGUUAAUAUUUUCCAUUGUUUUUAACCUCUUGUAAACGACCACUUGACGCAUUCUCUGAUCUCUAUUUUCACUGUGUGCACUAUGUUACUUAGAAUAUACAAAGAACUUUAGUGACAACAUAGAACUACACUUAUCCUAACUUAAACAUUGCAUGCAAUAAAUUAUCUUCCAUAAAGUAGAUGUGCUUGGACCUCUUCUUGGAAGAGACCCAUUGGGGUUUGAUUCUUGUAAAUGACCACCUCCUGCAAGCAACCACUCAGUCUUUGCAUUUUGGGUGGUCGCUUACGGGAAGUUCGACUGUCAUUUAUUAUCAAGUUUUCCUGAUCAUGAAUAAUUAAGGCCAGGACACAAAGGAAAUUGAGAAUCAGUCUAGGUUGUCGAGUUUUUUAAAUAAUGCUCAUUAAUUUAUUGAUUUCAUAUCAUGUACAAUGUGAGUCAAUCACACAUGCACUUGUUUGCGACUUUUUGAUAGCUUCAGAUGUACAGAAUUUUAUACCACUAUAUUUUUUUAAAUGCAUAUUUUUUACUUAAUAUUUCCAUAAAGAGUUGCAAAUGUAAUGAUCUUAAAUGAUAAUUUAAUAGCUUAUAUAGGGCUAUUUACAUAAUUAUGCUGAUCAAUAGCGCUUAACAAAAUAAAAAUAUAUAUAUUAAAAACAUUAUUAAAUAGGAAGUAAUUUUUAAAAUGCAGACCUAAACAAAAACAUCUUAAGUUUGUUUUUAAAAACAGCAAGUGUUGUGACAUUACAAAAGUUCCCAGGUAGGCUGUUCCAUGAAGCCAGUGUGGCAAAAGUAAAAAUACCUGCCACCGAGUAUAGGGCGCAUUAUCUCCUGUGGAACUUCUAAUAAUAGGCUUUUGUUCUAGCAUAAUGCGUGUGAACUCUUGUGCUUCACUUGUAUCAAAUCACUAAGAUAGGAUGGCGCCAGUCCAUAAAUUGAUAAGAAUAAUAAUUAGAAUCUUAAAAUUGAUAAGAAUUAGAAUCUUAAAUUGAUAAGAAUUAGAAUCUUAAACUUGAUAUGAUGGGUGAUGGGAAAAUAAUAUCAGAGAUAUGUGUUUUUUUUUUCUUCAGAGGAACAAAAGAAAAAGAAAGUGAACCAAUUGAAUUGGAAAGUGAAGAGGUUGAAGUCAUCGCUGUGGUGGACCAGUCAUCAGACCUGGAAGACGAAACAAGUAAUUGGAAGAAUUCUACAUGUACAGACAGACCACAAGGUACUGAACCUGUACAAAGCUCUGCAACACAGGGGCCCAUGCUUUUGAAUCUCGAUUCCCAUGAAAAUGUGACUCAAGGACCAUUUGUGCCCCCACAUGUUUCAUCUGGUGGAACUCAACCUGCCCUGGUGUUUUUUUUAGGGUCACCUGGUGUGACUGCUACUGGUGAGAUUCCAUCUGUUUCUACAGCAGGUGCCUCGUCAAUGCCAUUUGCAAAUGCGUUGUUCUUUACUCAGCCUGUCACUCUAAGUGUUGUUCCUCAGGAUUCUUCAUCUUCCAGCAGCGGAGUCAUUGAAAAAGCUAUGGAACUAGCAAACUUUCAAACAAAUCCUGCACAAAGUGAGUAUCAACAAAAUUCAGCACAAGUGGUGGUUUCUACAGGUGGUUUGAUCCCAGCUAAUACCAACAGUUGCACCAUGGCGCCAGGUGUGUCACAAGAUGCGCUGCCAACAGAUCAAUCAUUUGGUGCACUCACCCAAGUUUCUCAGAACAUAGUCAUAGCACAAUCUGUUGUGACAGGGGAGAAUGUACCCAUUGACAAUGUAUCUCAGUCCAUCACAGUACAGACAUCACAAGUCAUGCAGAAUCCAGGCUUAACAGACUUACAGUCCUUUGCAGGAGAAUUGCCAGCAGGAAUGUCCAGUGCAGAAGUAGCCGGUACUGUGCAGGCAGACAGCUAUGAGGAACGACCUAAAAUAAAUACAACCAAGAAGAUUGUACGAAUCAGAGAGGUCAUGACGCAGACCGGGGCAGAGCCUGAGAUUAUGAUUUUAGCUGAAAGAAGGCUGGACAUUGGAGAGGGUUCACAAGAGGAGCCUGUCAACAACUGGCCACAAAAGACUGUAAAGAAACCAGGUUGGUUUGAUAAAAUGCUGUUAUUAUUAUGUUAUUUUACUCACUAUUGCUUACAGUUAUUAGAGGUUAGUUUAGUUAUCUACUAACAGAUAACUGACUUUUCUGUAGGUUCAUGCACAAUGUUUAUGUUUGAUUUCCAAGAGCAAUGUCAAACUGUGUUCUGUUCCACUUGGUGUUUGUCAUUAUUUUCUUCAAAACAAUGUGUAAUAAAACAAUUCUAGGUUUGGUUUUUGUGUGGUCCAGAAUAAUCAGAGUAAUAAUUUCAGUAUAAAGUGUAUACUACCUUAUCUUGAUUAUUCUGUAUAUCACAAAAACCCUUAUACAAUAUUGUUUGUUAUCACCCAUCUUCAUGUUUUAAACUCUUGUCUAGCCACUAGAAUGCACAUCAAGGCAUUGUUGUUAGGGAGCACUACAUGUACCCCUCAAUUUACCAAAAAGUAAGCUUUUUUUCCAACAACUACUGCACAGCUGUUUCAAUUUUACAGGGUGUUAGUCCUCAUGCUCAGAUUCUUCUUUAACACUCGUACACUGUAAUUAUUCAUCCCUGGCCAGACUGUUGUCAGAGUGAAGUUGUUCAGUGUUUCAGCAAACAUUGUUUGACCAUUUGGUCACCCAUGUUGGAUGAUGUUCAUGCAACAUUUUUAAUUAGCUUGUUCAAAAUAAUUAAUAAUUUUGUUUUCAAAAUAAUGUUCUAUUUAAAGAGGCUGCAAAGGUCAGACGCUAUGGAUGUGACAAAUGUAAUAAAAAGUUCUUUACCAACAAUGAUCUAAGACGUCACCAAACAAGCCAUCAAGAUUCCAGGCCAUUUAUCUGCCAGGUAAUCCUUUAUUGCUCCCAGAGGGAUUUCGCCCAGAGGCGAAAAGAACGGGGGCAGCUGUAGUAUCAACUGUUACUAGUUAUGGUCAUAAAACACUAGAGGCAGUUUUUUUCAAGUCUGUUUUGCUCUGCCAGUGGUGGAUGUGGCUAAGGACUCGACUCAAUGUCUGCCCCACCUUGAAAUGAAUUUUCCAUUGUUAGUGCAAAACUGAAUGUAAAUAACAACAGCUUUCCUAGCCUGUGAACAGAUGGAAAUUAACUUCUGGUUAAUUUGGUCUGCAAAACAGCACCCAAAUCAUUGUAUGUUAAAUAUCAAUGUCAUUCUAUGUUAAAUUACGGGGAAAAAACAUCCUUGAAAAAAAAAUUAAUGAUUUUGGUCCUUGAAAAGGCCUUGAUUUUUUUCCCCAAAAAUUAUAAUCAUACCAUGCAACUAGUCCAUUUCCUUCCAGUUGGGAUUCUUAACCUCAUUAUUUUCCAUUUGAAUCAUUACUAACAAUGUAAUUUUCUUUCUUUAUCCCUCAAAGAUAAUUUUAGUUUUUAUCAUCAUUAUUAGUAUCAUUAGAUAUCAUUAUUUAUUUUGUAUUCUUAUUUUUAUUACUGUUGAUGUAGGAAUGUCAAAAAGGAUUUAGAACUGCUGGGGAACUCAACAUCCAUAAGGCUAUUCAUGUGCAGGUCAAACAGUACAAGUGUGAAUACUGUGGCAAAGAGUUCCGCACUAAGGGCUGCAUCAAAUCUCACAUCAAGUACCAUAUUGGUGAGUAGUGAGCCUGAAUAUCAAGCGGGGACAGUUUAAUUUUGACUUUGGUUUGUUGUGUUUGACGUUAGAAAAACACAACACAUAAUCUUGGGAUUCCUGUGGUACUCAGUUGAGAUUCCUGUGGUACUCAAGGGUGACCUUUUGUGGUACUCAUUUUGUUGUGCGUCUGCAUUUUCUGCGCCAUCUUGAAUAAUGUAUCUCAUAGGCACAAAAAUGUUAAAUACAAUUAAUUUGACAUACACUUUGGUUGCAUUGUGCAAUGGAUAAUGCGUUGCCCUUACACGUCGAAGGUCUCGGGUUUGACUCCAGCCGGGUGAGACUUUUUAAUUUUUUUUGCACAGGAAGCAGUUUGCAGCAUCAAUUUAUUAGGAAAUAAUGUCACAUUUGACAGUAAACCUAAAAAAGCUCAAACACACUUCCUAAUGUGAGAUUACUACUAGUUUAUGUCGAUAUUAUGGUUCAGUCCAAGGUUCUUUGUCAAUUUCUGAAAUAUCUAAUUAAUAUUGGUCUCUGGUUGUUAUCUAGGGGACAAACGGCAUAAAUGUACAGAGUGUGACCGAGCAUUUGUCAAAAGUGCAGAUCUCAAGCGCCACAUGGCAGGUCACAAGAAUGAAAAGAACUUUGAGUGUGAAGACUGUGGUUCUGCUUUCACGCGACGAGAUAACUUGAAAGCACACAGACUGUUGCAUUCUCGGGAAUCAGUUGUUACAUGUGAUUUGUGUUCCAAGGAGUUUAUCAAUGCAGUUUACCUAAAGCGACACAUGCACAUACACAAACAAGCCAAGAAGAAGCCUUAUGAGUAAGUUGUUGAUACAUGUACGUGUUUGUCUAAGUGUUUAAAAAACUUAAAAGAUGUAGGCAGAGAAAUGUGUAUUUAUCAAGUUCCGCAUGGCAUUCUCAAUUUGCAUAAUAUUGAUUUGUAUUCUGCAAAGGUGAUUGCAACAGUUUUAUGAUUUGUCUCUUUGCCUUAAAUUUAAGGCUCUAUGCUUUACCAGGUUGCUUUUGUGUUGGCACAAAAACCAUGCCUGAUAGGUCUUCUGUUCACACAUAAGAACGGCUAUUUUCAGGGGCGGAUCUAGGGGGAGGGUGCAGGGGGUGCGCACCCCCCCCACCCCCCUGAGAUGACCUGCGGUUUUCUAAUACAACUGGUAUUCUGCAAAAAAAAACUAUGUGGUUUAUUGGUGUUGAAGUAGAACAAGAGACGAGUGCACCCCCUCCUAAAAAAAAUCCUGGAUCCGCCCCUGAUUUUGGUGCAAUUUCUGUAACGGAGCGAAGCUGCACUGCACUGAUCUCGAAAGUGAAGAGCCAUUUAUUAGAUAGGUGUUCAUAAUAUGCCAGAUAGCUUUUCGCACUGGUGAACAUAACCCAAGAGAAGCUGAGCUUUAAAACAAUCUGGUAUUUGAUCAGGAUUUGACACAAAUUCAGUGCCAUUUUCAUUUCUCUCCAGGUGUCAGUGGUGCCCUAAGACAUACGAACAGCUAGAAGGACUCAGACGCCACAUCCGUCAGCAUGUAGGUGAUGAAAAGUUUAUCUGUAAAGAAUGCGGAAAAAAGUUUAUAACCAACAUCCAACUCAAAAGACAUCUGUGGCUCUCUCACGACCAAGACAGUCCAUACAGAAAAUCUAUUCUAUCGUAAAUUUGAAAGUAGUACGAAAAAAAAAAUUUGCACUCAGCCCCCAACUGAAAAGACAUUUUGUUAUCACAUAAACAAGACAGUCCAUAUGGAAGAUCCUCUUUGUCACCAAAAACGUUUGAGUAAAAACCAUAGUAAACAGAUUCUGGAAGGAUAUCUGCUGCUCUCUUGAUUGACAGGUGACACCUGUUGCUGAAUGCCUCUCCACCUGUACUGUGAACACUUUUCAUAUCCUGGAAAUAAUCUUGUCAUCUUUGUGUACCACUUUUACUUGACACAUUCGCCACUUUAAAAACAAGAAGGAAACGGCCUGGGUUGAUUUAAAUUUUGCAAAGACCUCUGGGGGAGGUUAACCCUUUAAGCCCCAAUAUCCACAUACAAAUUCUCCAAACUGAACUCCAUACAUUUCCUUUAAGAAUUACUUGAGAGAAUUUGAUAAAAGAUCAAGGCAUUUCCCUUUGGUGAUCAUUUUAUUAAUUCUUAUAACUUUAUCUCUUGACAAUGUAUGGAUAUUAUUAGGAGAAAAUUGUUUUUGGUCACUAUUGGCACUUAAAGGGUUAAGUUGCUGGGGACAUGCAAUUCAGCUAUUGGCCACUUUGUUUUCACUGUCCCCAGUAACAGUCCCAAAAGUCUUUGCAAAAGUUAACUCGGCCCUCUAAAGUGGUGAAUGACAGCUUUACUUUCCUCAAUACAAUGUAAGAACUGCUGUUGCACAAGUAUCCUACAAGUACCCAGCGUGCAAAGAAAGUCGUGUCCGAUAUCCGGGGCUAGUGGAUUUUGCUAUUGGACUAGUGAAUUCUGUUUUUAACAUGCCCGACAGGCAAAUGAUGUUUUUUGAAGAAUUCGAAUAACAGAAGAACUGUGAAAUCAAUUCUGCUUGUCAAAAAGCUUGAAAUGAUGUCUGGGCUAGUAAAUGUUAGCUUCAGUUUGCCUAAAUGGCAAGCUGUAAAAAUGAUUAUUCUUUGCACCCUGGUACCUCCUGUCGUGGCAUGCCCUGAGCUCGCACUCAGCAAUCCAAUUUUUUUUUU
Porites evermanni is the source of this 7966-nucleotide messenger RNA. The record is from the annotation of a GenBank genome assembly. Lineage: Eukaryota; Metazoa; Cnidaria; Anthozoa; Scleractinia; Poritidae.